AUGAAGGCAGCUAUGGCUGUCUGCACGGAGAUUCAGAAAGGUAAGGCCCAGUGGGAAGAGUUGUUUGCGCCGGUGAACUUCUUCUGCCGGUACAAGCACUUCAUGGUGCUUGUCAUGGCGGCGGAGACUGAGGAAGAGGAGCUCACUUACUUGGGCUUCUUCGAAUCGCGUCUCCGUCAGAUUGUGCAGCAGUUGGAGCGGAACCCGGCGGUGACACUGGCUCACAUCCAUGCCCGGCAGUACAAGCCGAGCAAGUCGGCCAAAUUCGGAGUGAGGGAGGAGAACGGCCGUCGGACGUGCUGGUUUAUUGGACUUCAAUUGGCUGAAAAUGUCAAGUAAGUUAAUAACUCUUCAUAUUUUUAGUAAACUUAUCUCAUUUUCAGAUCACUGGAUUUGACGCAGGAGGCCGAGCGAUUCAAGAAGAACGUGGAAAAACAGGCGACGUUCGGGAAGGCGAUUGGAGAGAUGAAUCGAGUCGAAAUCAACGCGGUCUACACGAAACGAUCGGCCUUGGUUCAAUUCGUGGCGGCAAAGGAACUGACGGUCGGGAUGGAUGGGAGCAAAAAGAAGAAGAGACCGCUGGGAGAGACCGCGGCCGACGGAGGAAAGAAACCGCGUAAAAACUAA
This is a messenger RNA of Caenorhabditis sp. 36 PRJEB53466, 627 nucleotides long. NCBI's taxonomy places the organism in Eukaryota, Metazoa, Nematoda, Chromadorea, Rhabditida, Rhabditidae. The record is from the annotation of a GenBank genome assembly.